AUGCUGCCAAUUCUGAGUAUCCUUUCUGUCGUGGCCCAAGCCAACGCCUGGGUAUACGUCACACGCAAUGCCUCCAACGACCGCAACUCGUGGCACUCGGAUGAUGUCCAGCCAUGCACACCCAUCGACCAAUCCACAAAAUAUAAAUUCCUUUGGGACGCCCAGGGCGGGGACUGGUGUAUCUAUCUGCACGAGGACCGUAACUGCACGAACCUUUACAAGUAUGAAUGCAGCAAUAGAGACUGGAACGAAGCCCCCAGUGCGACUUUGGGUUCGUUUUCGAUUGAAACCGGCUAUUCAUCAUCAUCACUACUCACCGCCACGUCAACCCCAACUGAUCAGAGCAAGCUCCCUUCUUCGACACCGCAACCACAACUGCCAUCAUCCUCGCUCUCAGGGGGCCAAACCGCAGGCGCUGUUAUUGGCUCCGUAGCUGGUGCAGUCCUCAUUGCUCUAGUGGCCUUCUUCUUGGGUCGUUGUCGGAGAAAGCCCCUAUAUCCUCGGCCAGAAAUGACGACGACGAAUGUCAAUUCACCAGCAAAGGAAGUCGUUCGACAACAACCACAAUCACCGCCAGCGGAAGAUUCCAAUACCGUUUUCAAUACACCGCCGACUGCGUUCCCCGCCCCUACACAUAUUCAGAGCAUGCCUGCUGAGCUUGUCGCCGAUGGUCGGACCGUGGAGAUGAGUGACUCCCAGCGGGUUGUGGAAAUCGAAGAUAAUCAAAAGAGGGAUAUCGAUAACCCGUAA
Aspergillus alliaceus is the source of this 750-nucleotide messenger RNA. RefSeq lists its product as uncharacterized. The record is from RefSeq and is a predicted model, not a curated record. NCBI's taxonomy places the organism in Eukaryota, Fungi, Ascomycota, Eurotiomycetes, Eurotiales, Aspergillaceae. Bases 1 to 750 code for a protein of 249 amino acids. The transcript has a single exon.